Ectocarpus siliculosus is the source of this 847-nucleotide messenger RNA. The record is from the annotation of a GenBank genome assembly. NCBI's taxonomy places the organism in Eukaryota, Phaeophyceae, Ectocarpales, Ectocarpaceae.
AUUCGGUGUUUAUUGCAGCUACGCGACGUACCGCAGUGAGCUCAAGCCAUGAACUUCGGUGCAAAAAGCAAAGAUCUGCUUGUAGAGUUGAAAAGAAGCGAUUGGUUGCCGCCUUAUAACGAAGACGGCGUUCGCGGCGUGUUGGCUGAGAUUCAGGCUCUCUACGACGAACUCACGGAUACUCUUGGAGGUAGAACAACGAGUGACAUACCAGAUCCAGUGAAGGUCAGCCUCGUGGUUCAUCAUCAAGCGCUCCUACGUAAUAAACGCUGCCUUCUUACGUACCUCAAGUGGAGAGCAGACAGAAUCACCCAAUUACGGUGGGAAACAGGACCUGUUGUUCCACAAGAACUGCAGCAAAGCUUGAGCGCCAGAGAGAUGGAACUGUUCAACACGUACGAUCGAAUUCUUACCAACUUUACGCAGGGUCUGAAUUUGGAUCUCACAGCAGAUCUUCAACCGCCGAAGGAGUUGCACGUGGAGGUCAGGGUUCUGAGCGACUGCGGGGAAAUAAUGACAGAUCACGGAUCUGUAAAGCUUGACCGUGGGACUACCCACCUGUUGCGGCGAUCUGACGUGGAACAUCUCGUACGCCAAGGUCUUCUCCAAGAGCUAGAGAACGAGUCGACCUAGCUUCGCUUUCCCUUUGUUUGCAGGGGUGUCAUACAUUGUCGGCUGCUGCCGCGGUACCUGAAAGCGGUAGUUAGGUAUACACCGCGUGGAGUUCAGGAGCAUUGUUUGGACGAUAUUCUGCAAAACGAUCUGCACGUAUAUAGGUGUUCAUUGGAGGGCCUAACCUAUACAACGAUCCAGUCAGCGAGCCCGUCUAACGAACAAUAGGUCUGCU